AUGGAGUGGGUUCGAGGAGAACCAAUCGGAUACGGAACAUUUUCUACAGUCAGUCUAGCGACGGUGUCUAAUACCGAUUCCGGCGAAUUUCCUCCGUUCGUGGCCGUCAAAUCCGCAGACUCAUACGGCGCUGCAUCGCUCGCGAACGAGAAAUCGGUUCUGGACAAACUCGGAGACGAUUGCAACGAGAUCGUACGGUGUUACGGCGCGGAUCGGACGGUCGAAAACGGCGAAGAGAUGCAUAACUUGCUCUUGGAAUACGCUUCGAGAGGAAGCUUAGCGAACAAUAUCAAGAAAUUAAACGGCGAAGGUCUACCGGAAUCCACCGUGCGUCGCCACACGGGAUCGGUGCUCCGUGGUCUACGACACAUCCACGCCAACGGUUUCGCUCACUGCGAUUUAAAACUCGGGAAUAUUCUGUUGUUCGGUGACGGCUCCGUUAAGAUUGCGGAUUUCGGAUUGGCGAAGAGAACGGGAGAUGUAACGGCGUCAAAUGACGAUGGAUUGCAGAUUAGAGGCACGCCGUUGUACAUGGCGCCGGAAUCCGUUAACGAUAACGAAUACGGAUCAGAAGCUGACGUGUGGGCUCUAGGAUGCGCCGUAGUUGAGAUGUUUAGUGGCAAAACGGCGUGGAGUCUUAAAGAAGGAUCGAACUUCAUGUCGUUGUUGAUGCGCAUCGGUGUUGGAGACGAGCUUCCGAUGAUUCCCGAGGACUUGUCGGAAGAUGGAAGAGAUUUUUUGUCGAAGUGUUUCGUCAAAGAUCCUAAGAAGAGAUGGACGGCUGAGAUGCUUUUGGAUCAUCCAUUUGUAGCCGUCGAUCUUGAUCACGGCGAUUUGGAAUACGAAGAAGAAGAAUUCGCUGUUCAAUUCAAAACAGAGGAAGUUUCGACAUCACCGAGAUGCCCAUUUGAAUUUCCCGAUUGGGUUUCGGUUUCUUCCGGUUCACAGACGCAGUUCGAUUCGCCGGAAGAGAGAGUUACGAGUUUGUUGACUGAUUUGAUCCCUGAAUGGUCUGUCACCGAUAACUGGGUCACCGUACGGUGA
This is a messenger RNA of Microthlaspi erraticum, 1044 nucleotides long. Lineage: Eukaryota; Viridiplantae; Streptophyta; Magnoliopsida; Brassicales; Brassicaceae. The record is from the annotation of a GenBank genome assembly.